Oncorhynchus nerka (sockeye salmon) is the source of this 3718-nucleotide messenger RNA. Its product is annotated as STAM-binding protein-like A. Lineage: Eukaryota; Metazoa; Chordata; Actinopteri; Salmoniformes; Salmonidae. The transcript is spliced from 11 exons. Gene Ontology annotation, molecular function: metal-dependent deubiquitinase activity; K63-linked deubiquitinase activity; protein binding. Gene Ontology annotation, cellular component: endosome; cleavage furrow. The record is from RefSeq and is a predicted model, not a curated record. The coding region runs from base 239 to 1513 and encodes 424 amino acids. Gene Ontology annotation, biological process: protein K63-linked deubiquitination.
UUUGUGUUGCUGACGAGACGCUGGUGGAGAUGCGGAAGUAGACGGUUGUAACAAUUAGCCACCUUGCUAGCUAAUUAUUUACUUAACUGAAGAUUUACUUGAUAAAGACAACGAUAAAUAGGUCCUGAAUUGAAUGAUAUAUCCUUUGAUACGUAUUUGUUGGUGAAACCUACAUAUUUCCUCGCUCAACCAGGAGGGAAUUUGAAAACAAUCGAACGUGUGUAGGAGGAAGGUCCUGAUGGCAGACCACACUGAUGUCAGCCUGCCCCCCGAGGACCGUGUCCGGGCCCUGACCAAGAAGGGCAGCUCUGUGGACGUGAACGAGGACGUUCCUCCCCGGAGGUACUUCAGGUCAGGCGUGGAGAUGAUCCGAAUGGCCAACACCUACACCGAGGAGGGCAACGCCGAGCACGCCUUCGUACUCUACAAUAAGUACAUCACGCUCUUCAUUGAGAAGCUUCCUAAACAUAGAGAUUACAAAACAGCCAGCGUUCCAGAGAAGAAGGACACCUUGAAGAGGCUGAAGGAGGUGGCCUUCCCUCAAGCAGAGGUGCUGAAGAAGGCUCUUCUCAAGAUAUAUGAGCAGGAGCAUGCACAGUAUCUCAUCAAAAAGAAAGCGGAGGAGGCAGCCUUGGCGCAGCAGCAGUCGAAGCAGCAGGCGCUAGAAGCAGAGCGGGAGCGCGUGGUGGAACUGCAGCGACGCCAACGGGAACAAGAGCAGUUCAGCGCCUUCGAGGAGAUGAUCAGACGGCAGGAGCUGGAGAAGGAGAGGCAUCGUAUCCUUCAGGAGUUUCAUGCUCCUGGGACCCCUCCCCCCAAUGCACCCCUCCUCCCAGGGAUCCAGGGCCCCCCUCUGCCCCUGGCCGUGUCCCCCACCCCCCCUCAGAGCCCUGGGGACAGCGCCGGCCAGGUCAGACCGCUCCCCACCUUCGACCGGACACUCAAACCUGUGAGCCCUAGUGGGAACAGCAACACCAUGGAUGGGAUGGUGGAUGGCAUCCGGCAGCUGGCAGUGCCCUCAGAGCUCUGCAGCAGCUUCCUCAGGCUAGCUGAGUCCAACACCAGCCGAGCUGUGGAGACCUGUGGCAUCCUCUGUGGCAAACUGCUGAGGAAUGCGUUCACAGUGACCCAUGUGAUCGUGCCGAAGCAGAACGGAGGGCCAGACUACUGCGACACGGAGAACGAAGAGGAGCUGUUCCUGAUCCAGGACCAGUAUGACCUCAUCACCCUGGGCUGGAUACAUACCCACCCCACCCAGACAGCAUUCCUGUCCAGUGUCGAUCUCCACACACACUGUUCCUACCAGCUCAUGAUGCCGGAGGCUAUCGCUAUUGUCUGCUCACCCAGGUUCAACGAGACGGGCUACUUCAGGAUAACAGACCGUGGGAUGGAUGAGAUCUCAACGUGUAAACAGAAAGGUUUCCACCCUCACAGCAAAGACCCUCCUCUCUUCACUGGAGCAGGACACAUCACCGUCACCGAGGACAGAGUCACCAUGUUGGACCUGCGGUGAUCACCUCUGGACUGGGGAUCUACACACCGAACGCUGGUUGGCUGGCUGACUGACUCUAUUUGUUUAUUAGGAUCCCCAUUUAGCUUUUUAAGAAGAAGCAGCAGCUACCCUUCCUCGGAACCAUAAAAAUCACAAACCAUGACAAGUAACUGAUAAAGUUGACUGGCUGACCUUCCUGGCCAGCUGACAUCUGGCUGAAUUUGGGGUUGCAUAAUUCUGGUAAUUUUCUUAAAAUUCUUGUGAAAUGACCAGGGUUCCAUGAAUCUUGGUUGGAGAUUUUCCAGGAAUAUUCCAACCAGGAUUUCUGGAUAAUCCAGGAAUUUGGAGAAAGACUGUUAAAAGACAGAGACAUCUUACUUCUAAACCCAUUGUUCUACCCAUCAGUACAGACAGUGGGUUCAUUAAGGAACCUCCUGCUCUCACUGUCCUCCGUUGAACUAAAGCAGACCGCUUCUCGUAGGGGGAAGGACAACUCUCCUGGUCCACUCCCACUUUUCUGUCUUAGUCACCUCUGGAAUAAAACUCUGUUUUGAAAUAAAGACUAUCACUCCAUAAAGCUCUGCUAGGCUUGCUGCCAACAGUCCGUUUAUGAUUUCAUAUCCUUUUUGAUGGUUUUCUGCUUUUUUUUUGCUCAGAGCUUACCUGUCUCACAGACUGGCUACCUGUCUCACAGACUGGCUACCUGUCUCACAGACUGGCUACCUGUCUCACAGGCUGGCUACCUGUCUCACAGGCUGGCUACCUGUCUCACAGGCUGGCUACCUGUCUCACAGGCUGGCUACCUGUCUCACAGGCUGGCUACCUGUCUCACAGGCUGGCUACCUGUCUCACAGGCUGGCUACCUGUCUCACAGGCUGGCUACCUGUCUCACAGGCUGGCUACCUGUCUCACAGGCUGGCUACCUGUCUCACAGACUGGCUACCUGUCUCACAGGCUGGCUACCUGUCUCACAGACUGGCUACCUGUCUCACAGGCUGGCUACCUGUCUCACAGGCUGGCUACCUGUCUCACAGGCUGGCUGGCUACCUGUCUCACUGGCUGGCUGGCUACCUGUCUCACUGGCUGGCUGGCUACCUGUCUCACUGGCUGGCUGGCUACCUGGCUGGCUACCUGGCUGGCUGGCUGGCUGGCUCAGAUCAGAGAGGAUCUAUAGGCAAUGUGAGAAUUUUUCCUACAAAACUGUCUCGUGUUGCACAUGGUUUCCGUUUCAUUCAUUUAUUAUGAGCUGUCCUCCCCUCACCAGCCUCCGGGGGUGUAUAUGGUCUGACAGGGCAUGCAGACCUAACAGUCUAACCUAAGGAAAAUGCCAAGGAGAACUGAGACGAUGACGCCGUAUGUCUCUUGAUUUCCUCCCAGUUUGUGAUCGUCAUAAUAAGAUGACUUUAACAGCUGCACUCUCAUGGACAACAGAUAGAAAUACAACGAGAGGCAUGCCUUUUCAGUACCAUCUAUUUGAUCUGGAUCUUCCACAAGGACGAGGGGGAUGUCGCCCCCUAGAUGCUGAUUUGGCAGUUUCCCCACGAAUAGGUUAAUGUUAUGUUUGGGGAGGCUGAUUCCAGACCUGUAGCACGGAGCGUUCCACAACGUUGUGUGUUUGAACGCAGCAUCCAUCUAGUGCUUAUGAAGGGACCUGUAUACUUUGUGUCUGUUUAGACAGCAGUUGAAGAAAUGGGUGAAAAGGCAGUUUGAAUGCGUAUAACUGUUGGACUAAUGCCGUCCCGUGUGAUUAAUAACUGUAUGUUCAUACUUCUCUCUGUCCUAUUAAUGACUUGUCAGGCUGCUGUAGAUGGUUCUCAAUGUGUUCAGCUGUGAUUUAAAUGGCUCUGUUCCAGUAUGGCCAUGUCACAGGCUUUAAUAAAGGGGAACUUCCCCAUUUGAAUAUUGCUUCUCUUGCUUUCCCAAAUAUAUCCACUAGGGGGAGACAAAUAAUAGACAAUGUUUUGAGGUUUGCUCUCUGUCCACCCCUUCUCAAUUCAAUUCAAAGGGCUUUAUUGGUACGGGAAACAUAUGUUAACAUUGCCAAAGCAAGUGAAAUAGAUUGUAAACAGAAGUGAAAUGAACAAUACAAAUUAACAGUAACCAUUACACUAAAGAGUUCCAAAAGAAGAAUGCAUUUUCAAAUGUCAUAUUAUGUGUAUAUAUAUAUAUACCAGUGUUGUGAUGAUGUGCAAAUAGUUAUUAAAGUAGUCGGUUUUUGACAGAGAA